Molecule: messenger RNA, 696 nt
Organism: Ramularia collo-cygni
Lineage: Eukaryota; Fungi; Ascomycota; Dothideomycetes; Mycosphaerellales; Mycosphaerellaceae
Exons: 2
Coding region: 1-696 (231 amino acids)
Biological process (GO): N-acetylglucosamine metabolic process
Cellular component (GO): cytoplasm
Source: RefSeq, a predicted model, not a curated record
AUGACGUCCAGCAAUGAUGUGGUCCCCCCAGAAACUCGCCCAUCUCAAACACGGCCCCUCAAUACUCUCUGGUGGAACACCAAUCUCCCGAAACACCUUCAAACUCCAACAUGUCCAGCAUACCUUCAAUAUGCUUUUGACAAUGCCAAAGAUCGAGCAGUUCUCAGCACCCCCGAUGCGCUAUAUCGUCGUCAGACGUGGCCCGAGGUCCAGGAGCUGAUUCGCCAAAACCGGCUUCAGGACUUCACGCGCGUGCCGAGUGAACUGCGCGCGUACAGGGAGUUCUGCAGCGAUAUUGAGCAGGGGUAUGGUAGCAUCUUGAACUUUAUCUUGAAAGAGCGUUUGCGAUGGGAGUUGGAAAGUGCGGAUGCUGAUGGACGCAUGAGUUUCGACGAUGCGAAAGCUACAUACAGGAUUUUACGAAAUGACUGGCCAUACGGAUUCGAUCCUCGGAUCGUACAUCUGGUUGUUUGGACCAAGUUCGCUCUGCCCAUUGAUCCCGAUUCUGAGAUCGGCGACAUGAGUUCUGCAGCCAGGAAAGUCGUCGAUGAUUUUGUUGGAAAGACUUUCAGCGAGGUCAGCGAGAAAGUCUGGUUCAAGAACUGGGGUGCUUUGAAGAGCGUGCAUGCUGUUGAGCACUUUCAUGUCUUACUCUUCAACCCCGGAGAGAAGCUUGUCGAGAGAGUCACUGGAUGA